Messenger RNA from Oryctolagus cuniculus (rabbit), 3496 nucleotides. It is a transcript of the gene HTR2B, whose product is annotated as 5-hydroxytryptamine receptor 2B. Gene Ontology annotation, cellular component: plasma membrane; dendrite. Gene Ontology annotation, molecular function: G protein-coupled serotonin receptor activity; neurotransmitter receptor activity. Lineage: Eukaryota; Metazoa; Chordata; Mammalia; Lagomorpha; Leporidae. Gene Ontology annotation, biological process: phospholipase C-activating serotonin receptor signaling pathway; release of sequestered calcium ion into cytosol; G protein-coupled receptor signaling pathway, coupled to cyclic nucleotide second messenger. The record is from RefSeq and is a predicted model, not a curated record.
UGCAGAUCUCAGCCCUUUCUGUGCUCUGCUAUACAAGGCUGCGACCAGACCAAACUCACUGGGUUGCACAGCAAAGGCAUAAACCUGGGUAAGACUCUUUUUUCACUGCUAGACAUUAGAACUGUGGAAACCGCUAUAGGUUAAUAGGGCAGAAUCUUCACAAAAUGAAAGCUUUAGAAAUUCUAGAUUAUAUCUUAUUUUUUCUCAGAUGGGAAAAACAGCCCAGGCUUAAUCUCAAACAAAAUUAUCUUGAACUAAGAAGACAGAGUUUAUUACAGUUCCCCCAAAUAUCAAAGAGAGCUCUUAAGACCAACUUGAAUAAGGGUCAUGAACUGGCUCAAAACACUUAAUCAGUGGUUUUAUGAAUUACAGUGAAUGCUGCUACUCUCUAAAAAUGAAUGUAUCAGAGGAAAUAACCUCUUUGGCAUGCUUACAACUACACAACACAUUUAUUUCACUGCUUGCAAGCGUCAGUGUUGCAGGCUCAGAAUAUUGAGAAGGAAUUCAGUCCUAGCAGCAAGCUGGUCCACGGAACAGACAAGACAACAUGCCUGGAAAAGUCACAAGUAACUGAGAAGCAGGGGAAACUCUGGCAUUCAAACCCAAACAUGACUCUGCAACUACAGCAAAAAAGGGGAAAAAAAAUAUAUAGCUAUUUUUUCAAAGCUAUUGAUUUCUUUCACUGAGUCUUUCAAAAUCUAAGUCUCCAGAAGAUACUAAAUAUUUGAAUUCUCACCUACAAACACGGACAGACGUGUGUACGUUCUCAGAGAACUUGAAUUUUUUUAAAAAGAAGUGUCACCUUUGGCUUCGAGUGUCUGGCCUAGGAACAGUGCCUUAAAAAAAGCAGAUGACCAGCUUAGCUACUGACCAUGCUGACUAUUGUCCAGAAUUGGAUGCAAUCACAGAAAAACGGCGAAUGGCUCUUUCUUACAGAAUGUCUGAACAAAGUGCAAUCCCUGAGCACGCUUUGCAGGGCACAUUCAAUCGCUUGGUAUCUCCUAACCAGUCUGGAUUACAGACAGAAUCAGUAUCAAAGGAAAUGAAACAGAUCAUCGAGGAACAGGGAAACACACUGCACUGGGCAGCUCUUGUAAUACUCGUGGUGAUAAUACCCACGAUUGGUGGGAACAUCCUUGUUAUUCUGGCCGUUUCACUGGAGAAAAAGCUGCAGUAUGCUACCAAUUACUUUCUGAUGUCCUUGGCGGUGGCUGACUUGUUGGUUGGAUUGUUUGUGAUGCCAAUUGCCCUCUUGACAAUAAUGUUUGGCAUUGCCAUUCCAAUCCCUAUUAAAGGGAUAGAGACCAACGUGGAGAACCCAAACAACGUCACUUGUGAGUUGACAAAGCAGCGUUUCGGCAAUUUCAGGCUCUUUGGCUCACUGGCUGCCUUCUUUACACCUCUCGCGAUCAUGAUUGUCACCUAUUUUCUCACCAUCCACGCUUUACAGAAGAAAGCUUACGUGGUCAGAAACAAGCCCCCGCAACGCCUAACGUGGCUGACUGUGUCCACGGUUUUCCAAAAGGAUGAUACGCCUUGCUCAUCACCUGAAAAGGUGGCAAUGCUGGAUGCUUCUCGUCAGGACAAAAGUGUGUCCAACUCAGGUGAUGAGAUACUUAUGCGAAGAAUGUCCACAGUGGGGAAAAAGUCAGUGCAGACAAUUUCCAACGAACAGAGGGCCUCGAAGGUCCUUGGAAUUGUGUUUUUCCUCUUUUUACUUAUGUGGUGCCCCUUUUUUAUUACAAAUAUAACUUUGGUUUUGUGUGAUUCCUGUAACCAGGCUACUCUCCAAAUGCUCCUGGAGGUGUUUGUGUGGAUAGGCUACAUUUCCUCAGGAGUGAAUCCUCUGGUCUACACCCUCUUCAAUAAGACAUUUCGGGAUGCAUUUGGCCGAUACAUCACCUGCAAUUACCAGGCCACAAAGUCAGUAAAAACUCCUAGAAGAUGCUCUAGUAAUAUCCACUUCCGGAAUCCAAUGGCAGAGAACUCCAGGUUUUUCAUGAAGCAUGGAAUUAGAAACGGGAUCAAUCCUGCCAUGUACCAGAGCCCAAUGAGGCUACGAAGUUCAACCAUUCAGUCUUCAUCAAUAAUUCUACUAGAUACACUUCUCCUCACCGAAAAUGAAGGUGGCAAAACUGAAGAGCAAGUCAGUUAUGUAUAGCAGAACUGGAUGCUUUCAUCUAAUACAAUGAUGAAUAAGAUGAUGAAUGAGAUAUAAAUGUAUCAAGGAUUACAUAAAGAAUUAUAGUCAUAUAUUAAAUCAUCUAAGAGUUAAGUAUUAAGAUUAUCUAAUCUUCCUUACUUGGACAAAAGUACUCCAUAAAAAACUUUUGUACAGCUACAAAUGAAAAUAAUCCAACACUCUGGUUACAUGUCAUCGCAUUCAAAUGACAUUAAAUGAAUACAUUUUAAAGCUUAAAAAUAGAUCAAUAUCAUAAAAUUUAAUUAGUUUCUAACUGUAUGCAAAGCUAUGCUAAGAAUGAAAUAAAACAAACCAGCAUUAACCUUGUCUUCAGCACAUAAAAGCUUGCAGCAUGACACAGCGCAUGACAGACAAAGAGCUGAAAGUAUGCAUGAAAGGAUCACAUCCACAGUGAGACAGACUGGGCUAAACGUAGUCAGAAUCCUCCCUUGACACGGAGACUAUCUUGAUGGAAGGGUGAGGAACGCCAGGAGCUGAGCAUCAUAAAAUAAGAGGAUCUCAGAGCUGUUUGCUAAAUGGCUGAUGCCAGACAUCAACCCAGCAGAGGUGGGUCUACUGCAGGAGAAAGCAAGCAAACUCGUGUGCUAUCUGAAUCUUACUAUGUUUCUUCAAGUGAUUAAUGAACAUAAACAAAUGAAAUCGUGGCACAUCAAUCUGGGGACCCAAACUUUAAGUGACCUCAUAAACUUAGAUCAUGGCUGCUUGUGCUUGCUUAAUGACAAAGGUAAACAGAAUUCUGACACAAGAUUUUUAAUUCACCUUCAUUAUUUCAUAUUUCCUGUUAGAUGUGGUAAUGAGUCCAACCUGUUCCACUCAACAGUCGGCUGAUAGAAUUUAGAAGAGACACUUAAAAAGCACUGGUCUACUAUGGAUGUUAGAAUCUUAGUUCUUUUAUUUAACUAUGACAAUGAAAAAUUUCAUUAAUUGUUUUGGCAUUCAAUCUCCUUAUCUUUAAAAAAAUGAGAAUACUGGCUUACUUCUAAGUUUCUUCCACCUUUAAAAAUUCUCACUCUAGGAGCCAAAGCUGUGGCAUAAUGGAGUAAGCCUCUGUUUGUGGUGCCUGCAUCCCAUAUGGGCGCCAGUUCAUGUUCCAGCUGCUCCUCCUCUUUUUUUUUUUUUGUUCUUUUAUUUGACAGGUAGGGUUAGACAGUGAGAAGGAAAGAGACAGAGAGAAAGGUCUUCCUUCCAUUGGUUCACCCCCCAAAUGGCCACCAUGGCUGGCGCUGCACCGAUCUGAAGCCAGGAGUCAGGUGCUUCUUUCUGGUCUCCCAUGCGGGUGCAGGGCCCAAAGAC